GCCUCUCGGCUCAUUCCAUAGCAAACCGUGAGGCCGGCAAGUCGUUCUAUGAGUGUAUUUUUAUUGUCUUAAAAAUACCGAUAUGAAAUACAAUAACCUCGGCGAUACCGGCCUUAAGGUAUCCCAUGUCAGUUUGGGGGGGGCUGCCUUCAGUAAUAUAUACGGAACAUUCAAUGAGCAGAGGAGUUUGGAUCUAAUUAACGAGACUCUGAAGCGUGGUGUUAACUAUUUAGAAACCGGUCCGUGGUAUGGCCAGGGAAGUUCCGAGCGGACUAUCGGCAAGGCACUAAAGGGAGUUCCGCGAGAGACUUACUUCAUCGGCAGUAAGGUCGGACGGUAUGAGAAGACUGCUGAUAAAAUGUUCGACUUCUCCGCGGAGAAGACUGCGGCUGGAGUGGAUAAUACGCUUAAUCUCCUCGGGUUGGAGUACGUCGACUUAAUUCAGGUUCAUGAUGUAACAUUCGCACCGGACACAUCUGUGAUCCUGAAGGAAACGUUACCAGUUCUCGAGCAGGCAGUGAGAGAUGGCAAGGCUCGUUUCAUAGGCAUUGCUGACUAUGACAUCGAGUUAAUGGCAGAAAUCGUCGAGGAAUCAGAUGUGAAGAUUUCCACCAUACUAUCUUAUGCGAAGUCUACGCUCUUCGAUAACAGGCUACAGAACCACAUCAGCUACUUCAAGAGCAAAGGCGUGGGAGUUAUCAAUGCGGCGGCCACCGGUAUGGGGUUGUUGUCCAACAAGGGCCCACAACCCUGGCAUCCUGCAAGCGACGAUAUAAAGGCUAUAUGCAAACGUGCCUCCGAAUAUUGUAAGGAGCGGAAUGUUGAGCUGGCUCGGAUAGCAACGUGGUUCUCCUUGAACCAGCCUGGCAUAGACACCAAUGUCUGUGGUUUCUACAACGUUGACCAACUCGUCGACACCCUAGAAGUCGCGGACAACGGUCUUACUGACCACGAGAAAAAGGUUUUGGAAGAAGUACAAGUUAGAUUCUUCGAUAAAGUGACGUUGCAUUGGGACGACGUGGAACUACCCGCAUAUAAAGAAGAGUUGGACAAGUUGCAGAGGGGUCAUUAACUGAUGAAUUACUAGGCUGUAAGGAUUCGGGAGAUUCAGGGUCUUGAGGUCCAUUUCCCUCAAGCAAGCACAUCAAAGAAAUGAUGAAAAAAUACGAUAUUUGGAAAUAAUACUAUCCCUUUAAGUACCAAUCCAGGAUGCUAGUGACAUCAUAACGAAAAAUUGGGAGGGAUGAUUCAGACCAUGAUUCUGAGUUGGUAUCAAGUGGAAUUUUCCGUCGUGAAAAUCAUGAUUUAUGUUGUUUUUUUAAAUUAUUUUCAAUUCUAUGCUUUUGCCAUGGAAAUUCCCACUUCAUAUUAACUCAGAAUAAUGAGCUGAAUCAUACCCCUCAGUGUUCGUUACGAGGUCACUUACACGCCGUACAAGUACGUACUAAUACGGAGGGGGAUGAUUCAGACCAUGAUUCUGUGAUAUUUCCUGUCGGAAAGUUCAUGAAAAUGUUUGUUUUUUAAUUAUUUUCAGUUCCAUACUUUUGCGACUGAAAAUUCCACUUGAUAAAACUCAGAAUAAUGGUUUCAAUAAUCCCUCAAAUUUUUCGUUACGAUGUUACUAACACCCUGUAUCUAAUUAAAUUAUCGUGCUUAUAUUUUCUGUUGGUUACCUACUCGCCAUAAUUAUGUUCAAAAACACAUUACAUUACAUACCUGGCCAAUAAGACGUAUGUAGAUCAUAUUUUCAGUUUUUACUCGCGCAUAUACUCGACGGGGUGCCUCAUAGGCUCCGGAGGAGCGCGAAAACUGUGCAUGUCAUGGCCCCGGGAGUAUACAACAAACUGCCUGACCAUAUCAUACAAGCAAAGAAUUGUACUAUAUUUAAACAUAAACUUAAAAAAUGGCUUAUUGAGCAGGCAUUCUAUAGUUUUGACGACCUGUAAUUGAUAAUAUAUUUUAAUGUAAUUGAAUUCCGUAGUAAUAUUUAAUUGAAUUGAAUUUUGUAAUAUCUGUGACGUGUAAUUAUUAUUAUCAAUAAAUGACUAUGACUAUG
This is a messenger RNA of Pectinophora gossypiella (pink bollworm), 2056 nucleotides long. RefSeq lists its product as uncharacterized. Gene Ontology annotation, cellular component: cytosol. Gene Ontology annotation, molecular function: L-galactose dehydrogenase activity. The record is from RefSeq and is a predicted model, not a curated record. The coding region runs from base 83 to 1072 and encodes 329 amino acids. The transcript has 7 exons. NCBI's taxonomy places the organism in Eukaryota, Metazoa, Arthropoda, Insecta, Lepidoptera, Gelechiidae.